CACCUCGCACUGCAUGGUGCUGCCGCUGGCUGCCUCACGAUAUAAAGGCGACGUUCAGGGAUAAAAAACUUGCAAUUCAUGGCGUGGAUGCCUCAGUGACCAGCAGCCUUAACAUCACACACACUGGAUGAGCGGUAGACCAUGGUUAAAACCCAGCCAGCAUCGAGUCCGUCGCAAAGCCACGUCUAGCCACUGAAUGCUGUUUUUUUUUUUUUUUUUUUUUUUUUUUUUUUUCUUCUCCUGUUCGGCGAAAUUUGACACAACAUCAGCGAUUUUUCUCGUGUAGUUUUGGCUGGGCAGAUUCGGGCUAACUGGCCUGCGUGUCUUGCACUCAAACUAGACUACAUCACGAAGGGGUGGAAAAAAUACACAUUCAGCUAUAUCUACAUCGUUUCAAAUGCCUUCAACUUAGAGAGAGACAGAGAGAGAGGGACAACCCCUAAACCCAGUUUUUACACGAGGGGCAGACAGUCAAAACAAAAAUCUCCGUGUUUCCCACUUGAUGAGAAGAGCACAUCCUGAUAAAGGUGAUACCGACAACGGAGAGACGAUGGCAGCCAGUUUAUCGGCGGAGGAAGAACAGGCUACGAAGCAGUUUCUGGAGGAAAUCAACAAGUGGACCAGUCAGCAUGGAGUGUCACCAUUGUCCUGGGAGCUGGCCGUCAAGUUCCUCAUGGCCCGCAAGUUUGAUGUCCUCAGAGCCAUUGAGCUAUUCCACAGCUACAGGGAGACGCGUCUAAAAGAAGGAAUUGUCAGACUCCAGCCACAGGAAGAACCUCUACGUUCAGAGCUGCUCAGCGGCAAGUUCACUGUGUUGAGUGUCCGGGACCCAUCGGGGGCCUCUAUUGCCUUGUACACAGCCAAGCUUCACCACCCCAACAAGACAGGGAACCAUGUGGUGCUCCAGGCCCUCUUCUACCUCCUGGAUCGAGCGGUGGAGAGCUUUGAGACCCAAAGGAAUGGCUUGGUGUUCAUCUAUGACAUGGCAGGCUCCAACUAUACAAACUUUGAACUGGACCUGAGCAAGAAGAUCCUCAAUUUACUCAAGGGGGCGUUUCCCGCCAGGCUGAAGAAAGUGUUGAUUGUUGGUGCCCCUGUCUGGUUCCGAGUGCCCUACAAUCUGCUCAGCCUGCUGCUCAAGGAGAAGCUUCGAGAGAGGGUUCAGAUGGUGAAAAUGGCUGAGCUGCGCCACCACCUCCCCAGAGAUUGUCUUCCCCAGCACCUAGGAGGCCUCUUGCCUCUGGACGCACACAGCUGGAAUCAGCAGCUACUAGCUGGCCAGAAUGGACAUGUGGACCCCGUGGACGAGCUGGUGGGCAUCCCGGUAGAUGACACAUCCAUUCAUACCCCUGGGCCUGAGGCCAUGCGCCCACAGGAGCUGCUGACACACCUCGGCAGACUUCAGCGCUCAGGCGUUCAUCAAGAGUAUGAGGAGCUCCGCAAAGAACAGCCACCUGGGACCUUCCACUGUGCACUAGCAGCAUACAAUCAGGAGAGGAAUCGCUAUGGAGACGUCCUGUGCCUUGAUCAAACAAGAGUUCGUUUGAAAGCCCGAAGGAAUGAGAGAUCAGACUACAUCAAUGCCAGCUUCAUGGAUGGCUACAAACAGAAGAAUGCAUACAUUGGUACUCAAGGUCCACUGGAAAAGACCUAUGGUGAUUUCUGGAGAAUGGUCUGGGAACAAAACGUGCUUGUUAUUGUCAUGACAACCAGGACAGAAGAGGGGGGUCGGAGGAAGUGUGGACAGUACUGGCCUCUGGAGGAAGGAGGACAGGAAGUCUACGGCCAUAUGGCAGUGGUGAACCAAAGGGUGGACCAUCACUCCCAUUACAACCACACCACCCUGGAGCUGCACAACACUGAGACAUGCGAACAGAGACAAGUGAGUCAUUUCCAGUACCUCAGCUGGCCUGACUACGGCGUUCCCACCUCGGCAGUGACUCUCAUAGACUUCCUGGGGGCUGUGAAAAGACAGCAGAGGAAAGUGGUGAAGGCUUUGGGGUCUCAGUGGACAGGCCAUCCCAUGGGACCCCCGAUAGUGGUCCACUGCAGUGCAGGGAUUGGGAGAACAGGUACCUUCUGCGCCCUGGACAUCUGUCUGUCCCAGCUACAGGAUGUAGGCUCUCUGAACAUAUGCCAGACGGUGCGGCGCAUGAGAACACAGAGAGCCUUCAGCAUCCAGACCCCGGACCAGUACUACUUCUGCCACAACGCCAUUUUGGAGCACGCCCAAAGGCAGGGUCUGCUCUCCGCCAAUCAGUGAGCUUCAGCUCUUGCUUCCUUAGCCAAUCCAUGAGACCUGAGAUUUCUGCAGUAAAUCUGUUAACCCCCGAACCCCCUGGUGUGCCCAGUUAGUGAGCCAGGAAAGUUAACUUCUUCACAGAAGUCAUCUUUCAAAAGUAGGCCAUUCAUCUCUGGCAAGCUGGACCAAGACAAGACAGUGACAAGAAGCACUCAAGUUUUGACAUUAAGAUGCAUCAAUGUGAUACCAUCUGCCUGCCAACAGUGUGACAUUUUGUUGCCUUUAAUGAACGUGUCUCAGAAAACAUGUUCUUUGUGUUGUGGUAGAGUGGACAAACUGCUUUGUCUUUUGCAGUUUUGUGUUCUGUGGCCAGGUACAUUGGAUGAAGUGAUCAAGAUAAUGUUGCUCAUGUAGCAUAAUCUCAGUGUUUUGUAGCCAAACAAUUGCAUUUCAUUUUAUCAUUUAUUUUCCUCACUGACAGUAUUCACAUAUGAACCCAACAUGAACAUAUUUGAGAUAAUGAGGCCACACUUUGCAAUGGUUUGUCUGCAAAACAUGUGGAUUACGCUGCACAAGCUGUUCAGUGAAAUGCUAAUGAUUGUUGGAGCUAUAAAAAAAAAUUGCUUCAUCAAAUUCAGUAGUUUGGAAGAGGCUGAGAUAGAAGUAGAUAAACGGCAAUUGAUUGAAAAUUAGACCAACUUUUUUUUUCUAAAUAAGGAGUUUGGCCACCGCACCAUCUAGCAGCAACAACACUGGUAGCUUUUACACCUCUGUGUCCAGUAUUUCAAUUCACUACAGUGCAUGCUAACACUUAAGCACAAGGUGGAUGCUAAGUGGUUGGUACGAGCUGGAAUUGCAUCAUCUCACAUGCACUGUAGCCGAUACUGAGCACAGGAGAGGUGAAACUGACUCCAGUCUUUUUGUCUGACAGCAAAGCAGAUCGAAAAGAUUAUUUGCCAAGAAGUUGCUGUAUUCCUUUGAGGUCAUGCACAAGACAACACAUCAUUUUAUCUUUCAUUCCCCUCCCCCUCCCACCUCUGGUUGCAAGGCGGUAAAAAUCAGUUGCAGCAGGGGAGCAAGAAGCACAUCUGACACGAUCAGGCUGUAAACUCUCAAAGGGUCUUUGUUAUUACUCAGUUUUACAGUAAGUCGCUGUCCAAGUAAAUUCCUCUUUGUUCUGCUUCCUUUUUUGUGAUAACUUCAUCCACUGAAAACCAGGCCUUCCCAUCUCAUCUAAUGUUGAGAUUUUCUGGCUUGUAAUACAGACGGUUACCAGUGUCCACAUCUGCUUUUGCUCACAAGCAGUGCCAUUAUGCUUCAGUGUGAUUCUGGGAAUGUAUUGCUAACCCCCACCCCCAAUACACACACACACCACACACCUGUUGAACAGUCCAUGCUGCAAUGAUUGUGCCACUGUGGCAUAUUAUCUGUGUAAGGCAUCAGUUUUAAGACCUCACAUGAGUAGUGCAAUAGUUCUUUUUUUUUUUUUUUAUUUUACACAAGUCAUGUCUUAGCACUUUUAAAUAACCAUUCCCAAUGUGCUCUGAGAUUAGUGACUAUGGCGAUAAAGUGGAAUGACGUUUAAAACUUUGUAGUAAUUCUAUAGGUCUAUAUGUGAUACUGGGAUAACUUGAUCAUUGUGGAAUUGAGUAAAACGUAGUUGACAUUUUGAACUUAAAAAGUGAGCAGAGUUUUAUUGGGACAAAUCAAGAGUAUUUUAAAUUUAUUAUAGCAGAAUCCUGAAAAAGGAGACAAAUUGUUGCCUUCAUCCCACAAAGUGCAUCUAAGGCACUUCAGUCACAAUUGUGUCCACUCUGUUGUGUUACUUGAAGCUCUUCAGACUCCUGUGGUUGUAAUCAAUGCUUUCAUCUGAUCCCAGUAUCUCGUCAUGAUUAGAGUACAUGUACAAAAACUGUGUGUCAUACUUUGCAUUACAUGUUGUUUCUGGGUGAAAGAAUGUGUUCUUUACUACAGAAUUCAUAUUGAAUUUGCUUGUAGUGAAGCAUUUGUUUUUUAAAGUUUGCCAUCCUCAUGCACUCUGAUUUUAGACUUUUUGUUCCUUUCAAUGAUGGACGCAAAGUGUGCCCUAUUUUAUUUUUCUAUUGUAUUCAACAUCUGUUUUCAUAUGAUUACCCAGGCUAUACAGUUAUCUACAUUAAUUUUAUAUUUGUUCUGUUAUAACCUGUUACUUUAUCAUCAGUAGGAGUAUUGAAUUAAGCUAUACUGUAUUAAAUACCAACUUAUGUCAACGUG
This is a messenger RNA of Myripristis murdjan (pinecone soldierfish), 4495 nucleotides long. RefSeq names its product protein tyrosine phosphatase non-receptor type 9a (gene ptpn9a). The transcript has 13 exons. The record is from RefSeq and is a predicted model, not a curated record. Gene Ontology annotation, molecular function: protein tyrosine phosphatase activity. Gene Ontology annotation, biological process: protein dephosphorylation. The coding region runs from base 503 to 2263 and encodes 586 amino acids. NCBI's taxonomy places the organism in Eukaryota, Metazoa, Chordata, Actinopteri, Holocentriformes, Holocentridae.